Hipposideros armiger (great roundleaf bat) is the source of this 1961-nucleotide messenger RNA. RefSeq names its product RCC1 and BTB domain-containing protein 2-like. Lineage: Eukaryota; Metazoa; Chordata; Mammalia; Chiroptera; Hipposideridae. The record is from RefSeq and is a predicted model, not a curated record. The transcript is spliced from 6 exons. Gene Ontology annotation, molecular function: protein binding.
AUGUUUGGGGCUACAAUGGAAACGGGCAGCUCGGACUUGGCAGUAGUGGCAACCAGUCGACCCCCUGUAGAAUAGCAGCUUUGCAAGGCAUUCGUAUCCAGCGGAAUUAUAGAGAUUGCAGCCUGCCACUCUGCCCACACCUCUGCCGCCAAGACCCAGGGGGGCCACGUGUACAUGUGGGGCCAGUGCCGGGGCCAGUCGGUGGUCCUGCCUCACCUCACCCACUUCUCCUGCACGGACGACGUGUUUGCCUGCUUUGCCACUCCCGCCGUCUCGUGGCGCCUCCUGUCUGUGGAACCUGACGACCACCUCACAGUGGCUGAGUCACUGAAGAGGGAAUUUGACAACCCCAACACCGCAGACCUGAAAUUUCUGGUGGAUGGAAAGUAUAUUUAUGCACAUAAAGUCCUUCUCAAAAUCAGGUGUGAGCAUUUUCGUUCUUCGUUGGAAGACAGUGAGGAUGAUAUUGUAGAAAUGAGUGAAUUUUCGUAUCCUGUUUACCGAGCCUUCCUGGAAUACCUGUACACGGACAGCAUCAGCCUCCCCCCUGAGGAGGCAGUAGGAUUGUUAGAUUUGGCUACAUUUUAUAGAGAAAACCGUUUGAAAAAGCUCUGCCAACAAACGAUCAAGCAAGGAAUCUGCGAGGAGAAUGCCAUUGCUCUGCUCUCUGCUGCUGUGAAGUACGACGCUCAGGAUUUAGAAGAAUUCUGCUUCAGGUUCUGCAUAAACCAUUUGACUGUAGUAACACAAACUUCAGGCUUUGCAGAAAUGGACCACGAUCUCCUCAAGAACUUUAUCAGCAAAGCAAGCAGAGUUGGAGCGUUUAAAAAUUGAUCCUCACCUGUAGGAAAGAAUUUUUAACACUUCCGUUUUCCCUGCAGAAGCCAGAGAAUGGCUUUUCUGUAGAAGUAUUUAUGAUGAGCUACAGUUGGCUAAAAUACUUACGUUCUGUUGAAAGAAGGAUCGGUCUUCCCCAUCGGCUGAAACCCAAAGUGGACACUGAAGGCAUUAAAUACUCUGAUCAGAUGUGACUAAGCUCUAGGGGGAAAACAAUUAAAAUCUCUUUUUAUAUUUACCAUGUCUUCUUUCGAGUCUCUUUAAGUUGGACACUUUUGGCAUAUCCAUCUAAGUGUAUGCUAUUCUGGCCGAAAGGUCCAUUAUUCAGCAGGCUGAUCUCACAUAGAUAGCUUGACAAGGAAUGCUGUCACUUCCACGUUUUCUGCACCCAGGGCAGUGCUUUGCAUAUGGUAGGCACUCGAUUAAUUUUUUAUAAACCUUAAGUUUGCCUUGAGAACAGCUUUGUUUGUGGGAUACUGGAUGAAGGGAAAACUUGCACAAAAACAAAUUUCAAAUAGCCGGUAUCUACUAAAGCUCAUAUUCUUUUGGUGCAUUGUUCUAAGAAAUAGUGGCUAGUUUAGAGCAUUAAUUAGAAUUCACAAAAGGCCUUGGCAAUUAAAUUGUCAAAAGUCCAAGGGCUAACUUUAAUUUUCUAUUUACUCUGAGUCAUUGAUUUAUCCUAUGGGAUUAUUGAAUAUGAAGUACUACCUUUGAAUGAAUGUUAUUUCUGGGCUCAUCUGUCUUAUAUAAUUGCUUUUGUGUUAAGAGAGAUUUUCCUCUGUAAGUAAAAAUGAUUAUGUGUGUUUCUUUUAUGUGUAGUUGACUUUUGUGUCACUAUAAAUCAGGUCUCAAACUGGCACAGUAUAAUUAUAAAGUACUAGCUGAAAAGGAGCUAAUACUUACGUUUCAUGUAUAGCAUUAAGAAUGAGAUAAAUUUAUACUUUUUAGAUCAAAACAAGUUACCCAACUACAAAAUAGAAACUGGAAUGGGAUGUAGGACAUAGCAUCAGAGUCUCCUAAGAGGUAUUUCACAGUAUGAUACUAUGUAAAGAAAACUUUUUUGGAAUUAGAAACCUUGUUCUGAUGCUGGACUAUUUGAUAAUAAAGUGCUUAUUUGCAAAUAA